AUGGCGGAGGAGGAGCGACGUUUGGCGGAGGAGGAGCGAUGGUGGGCGGCCGAGGAGCGACGUUUGGCGGAGGAGCGACAGAGAAACCCUAAUAAUAUGUCUGGCUUAGUUCAUCAAUCUUACACAUUCUAUGGAAGUACUGCAGCCAUUAAUGGAGAAUUUGAAGAGAGUACUGAAAGCCCAGAAAAGAAAGGGCAUUUUGCUGGAAGUUCAUCUAAUUCGUCUUCUCUUUCUAGUCCGGGAAGUGCUACAAAUUCCGGUGGGUUUCUUUACCGGACCACCACAAAUCCUCAUCAACAACAACAACAACCAGAAGAAGGUCAUUCGGUUAUAAGCUUCAAGCCUGGCUACUACGAUAACAAUUUCAUGCAAGGUGGUAGUAAAGGCUCAUGUUUCCUUAGUUUUGAAGAAAUUAACGAUGAACAACCCUAUUCGAGUACUUUGAGCCCUGAUCAGCUGAUGAAUCUAGGGUCUGGUUCUUUCGAUAGCUUCCGAUUGUUGGAAAAUAUGAACUGCAUUCAAAGUGGUGGUACUACUACUAUCAAAGAAAAUAGUCACAAUGAGGAAUUAGAAUCAUUUUCAUGGCCAAAUCCUUCCUCUAAUGAUCAUCUUGCAACACAAGAUCAUCAAUCAUCUUUCCAUAAGCGAACUCAUUCGGGAGAGAGUGAGCAAGCAUUCAAGAAACAAUGUAACGCCAACAGUAUUGCAACAAAGAAGACUAAGCAAAAGUCAACUCAACCCAAGGAUCCACAAAGUAUUGCAGCCAAGAAUCGAAGAGAACGAAUCAGCGAGCGGCUAAAAGUUCUUCAGGAUCUGGUGCCAAACGGUUCCAAGGUUGAUUUGGUUACCAUGUUAGAGAAAGCCAUUAGUUAUGUCAAGUUCCUUCAGCUGCAAGUGAAGGUGUUGGCAACUGAUGAGUUCUGGCCAGUGCAAGGUGGAAAACCACCUGAGCUUUCACAAGUAAAAGAUGCCAUUGAUGCUAUACUUUCAUCUUCCCAAAGAGACAGAAGUUCAAGCUCUAAAUGA
Cynara cardunculus var. scolymus (artichoke) is the source of this 1026-nucleotide messenger RNA. RefSeq names its product transcription factor bHLH83-like. Gene Ontology annotation, molecular function: DNA-binding transcription factor activity; protein dimerization activity. Gene Ontology annotation, biological process: regulation of DNA-templated transcription. The record is from RefSeq and is a predicted model, not a curated record. The coding region runs from base 1 to 1026 and encodes 341 amino acids. The transcript has 6 exons. Lineage: Eukaryota; Viridiplantae; Streptophyta; Magnoliopsida; Asterales; Asteraceae.